Carica papaya (papaya) is the source of this 548-nucleotide messenger RNA. Lineage: Eukaryota; Viridiplantae; Streptophyta; Magnoliopsida; Brassicales; Caricaceae. The record is from RefSeq and is a predicted model, not a curated record.
GCCAAUUGCCAGCCUCCAUCCUCAAAAAGUAUCUCACGCUUCCUUCUCAUUUUCCUCUCUAAGAGACAGGAACUUAGAGAGACGAGUCGCCAUGUGUGGGAUUCUUGCAGUCCUUGGUUGCAUUGACACCUCUCAAGCAAAACGCUCCCGUAUCAUCGAGCUGUCUCGACGAUUGCGCCACAGGGGUCCUGAUUGGAGUGGUUUGCAUUGUCAUGAGGAUUGCUACCUUGCUCACCAACGUCUGGCUAUAGUAGAUCCGACUUCAGGGGAUCAGCCACUCUACAAUGAAGAUAAAACAAUAAUCGUCACGGUUAACGGGGAGAUAUAUAACCAUAAGCAGUUGAGAGAAAAGUUGAAGUCCCAUCAGUUCCGAACUGGAAGCGACUGUGAAGUGAUUGCUCAUCUCUAUGAAGAAUAUGGAGAAGAGUUUGUUGACAUGUUGGAUGGCAUGUUUUCAUUUGUCCUUCUUGAUACUCGUGACAAAAGCUUUAUUGCAGCCAGGGAUGCUAUUGGUAUCACCCCACUUUAUCUAGGCUGGGGUCUUGAUG